Thyridium curvatum is the source of this 1260-nucleotide messenger RNA. RefSeq lists its product as uncharacterized. The coding region runs from base 1 to 1260 and encodes 419 amino acids. Gene Ontology annotation, molecular function: aldehyde dehydrogenase (NAD+) activity. Lineage: Eukaryota; Fungi; Ascomycota; Sordariomycetes; Thyridiales; Thyridiaceae. The record is from RefSeq and is a predicted model, not a curated record. The transcript is spliced from 10 exons.
AUGGCUAUCGACACAAACGGCACGAGUGCCGGGCACUCAAUUAGCUUCGAGAAGUUCUACAACACUGUCAAUGGCAAACUGGUCACCACCGCUAAAUCAAUCCACGGUGUCAAUCCGUCGACCCUGGAGACACUCCCCGAUGUUCCAUUGUCGACUGAAGAGGACCUCAAUGCUGCCGUUACCGCAGCUAGAAAUGCAGCACCGGGGUGGGCGGAGACACCGCUGGAGGAGCGCCAGAAAGCCGUCAUCAGUUUUGCCGAUGCUCUUGAAGCCCUGAAAAGCUCAUUUGCAGACAUGCUCGUGCAGGAAAACGGCAAACCGCUUCCGGUAGCUCAAGGUGAGGUCGCCAACGGAGCACAUUGGUUGCGUACGCAAGCGGGUCUGUCUUUCCCCGAGGAAGUAGUGGAGGAUACCGAUGAUCGUGUCAUCGUGACCCGAUAUUCACCUCUUGGAGUGGCGGCCGCCAUCGUACCAUGGAACUUUCCUCUUAUGCUAGCAUGUGGAAAGAUCGCUCCAGCUCUCAUCACGGGCAACGCCCUCAUCAUGAAGCCUUCGCCGUUCACUCCGUACUGUGGGCUCAAGUUGGGUGAACUGGCGCAGCGCUUCUUCCCACCGGGUGUCUUUCAAGUUCUCAGUGGAGACGACAACUUGGGUCCGUGGAUCACAGGGCACCCUGGCAUUGACAAAAUCAGCUUCACAGGCUCCACGGCUACAGGAAAGCGCGUGAUGGAAAGUUGCAGCAAAACGCUGAAGCGUGUAACCCUUGAAUUGGGCGGUAACGAUCCAGCUAUCGUCUGCGAGGAUGUCGAUGUCCAAGAUGCGGCACAGAAGAUUACGCAGCUUGCUUUCUUGAAUUCGGGCCAGAUCUGCGUGGCCAUCAAGCGAGUCUACGUGCACUCCUCUAUCUACAGCGAGUUCCUUAACCAGAUUGUGGCUUGCCUCAAGCACUAUCUUGUUGGUGACGGCAAGCAAGAGGGCGUCGGCCUCGGGCCCAUACAGAACAGCUUGCAGUAUAACCGAGUCAAGGCUUUUCUGCAGGAGAUUGAGCGAGCUGGGCUCAAGGUCGCCACGGGUCAGGGAUCUCUCGCACCGGCAGCAGAUAUAGGCAAGGGAUACUUCGUCAGGCCCGUCGUCGUCGAUAAUCCCCCAGACACAAGCCACGUAGUUGUGGACGAACCCUUUGCUCCCAUCCUGCCCUUGCUCAGAUGGGAUACCGAUGACGAGGUUAUUCGACGGGCAAACAACCGACCAUGGGUCUAG